AUGAAGAGCCAAUCUGCGGUAAUUCUCGGUGCCGGCAUCAUUGGACUAAAUGUUGCCCUAAUCCUCGCUGAAAGAGGCUAUGCUAGUCAAACAACCAUCAUAGCCGAGCACCUCCCAGGUGAUACAUCCAUCAACUAUACUUCGCCAUGGGCUGGCGCAAACUUUUCUGCUCUUUCUGCAAGUGAUAAGAAUGCUUUGCGGUGGGACAAGCUCGGGUACAAGCAUCUCCUCAAUAUUGCUGCGAAGGACGGGAAACAGGCAUUUGUUCAGGAAACAUCCUCCAUCGAGUACUGGGAUGAAAUGCCAUCGCACACGAAGCUCGAUUCUAUGGCCAGCUAUCUAAAGAACGUGAGUCGUUUGCCGACAGUCUAUCCUUUGCCUCUCCCUAUCCAGGUCCCUAAUAUAGAGAUUCUACAGUUUAAAGAGGUUCCCAAGCAGGAACUGCCGCAAGGUGUUGCGUUUGGUAUUACAUUCACGACAAUAACCAUCAAUGCCCCGAUGCAUAUUCAAUAUCUUCUUCAAAAGCUUACACAGCACUACGGAGUCCGGGUCGUUCGCAAGAAAGUCUCGGAUAUAACCUCUGGCUUCCUCAACAAGGAUACGAAGGUAGUCUUUAACUGCACUGGUAACGCUGCUCGUACGCUGCAUGGAGUCAGGGACCCGAAAUGCUACCCAACUAGAGGUCAAAUUCUGCUUGCCAGGGCACCACACAUCAAGCAAAAUGUGAUGAGACACGGGAAAGACUAUGAGACAUACGUUAUACCACGACCGUACUCGAAUGGAAAUGUGAUCCUCGGUGGCUACAUGCAGAAGGGAGUGGGCAUUGGUGAUACGAUUGGAGAGGAGACAAAGUCUAUAUUAUCCCGGACCAAGGCGAUGCUUGCUGAGCUUGAUUCAUCCGACACGGAGAUACUUGCAGCGUUUGCAGGUUUGCGCCCGUCAAGGGAAGGAGGUGCCCGAGUUGCUAGUGAAGUCGUGCAGCUAGAUGGCUUUGAAAGAAAUGGCAUCGUUGUUCAUAACUACGGUGCUGGAGGGACUGGAUUCCAGGCUGGGUAUGGAAUGGCACUUGAUGCGGUUGAAAUUGCGUUGGUUGAACUUCAAAUUCUUCAAUCAGAUUCGGCAAGGAUCAUGAAAUCAUCUUUAUAG
Molecule: messenger RNA, 1146 nt
Organism: Penicillium longicatenatum
Lineage: Eukaryota; Fungi; Ascomycota; Eurotiomycetes; Eurotiales; Aspergillaceae
Product: FAD-dependent oxidoreductase
Exons: 4
Coding region: 1-1146 (381 amino acids)
Molecular function (GO): FAD binding; D-amino-acid oxidase activity
Source: RefSeq, a predicted model, not a curated record